Pygocentrus nattereri (red-bellied piranha) is the source of this 1950-nucleotide messenger RNA. RefSeq names its product eukaryotic translation initiation factor 1A X-linked b (gene eif1axb). Gene Ontology annotation, molecular function: RNA binding; translation initiation factor activity. The coding region runs from base 147 to 581 and encodes 144 amino acids. The transcript has 7 exons. Gene Ontology annotation, cellular component: cytoplasm. The record is from RefSeq and is a predicted model, not a curated record. NCBI's taxonomy places the organism in Eukaryota, Metazoa, Chordata, Actinopteri, Characiformes, Serrasalmidae. Gene Ontology annotation, biological process: translational initiation.
GCGCAUGCGUAGUUCGGUUAAGCUGAGCGAGGCUAUUCGUAUAGCGGUCAGCGCUGCGGUGUGUGACAGAGAAAUAAGCGUUUAACCUUUAAAGGCAGCAACACUUCUGGACGUGACACGAGGGCGGACAGUCGGGUGUACAGAACAUGCCUAAAAACAAAGGUAAAGGAGGAAAGAACAGGCGACGUGGUAAGAACGAGAAUGAAUCAGAGAAGAGAGAACUUGUGUUUAAAGAAGAUGGACAAGAAUACGCACAGGUAUUAAAGAUGUUGGGAAACGGCAGGUUGGAGGCCAUGUGCUUCGAUGGAGUCAAACGGCUUUGUCACAUCCGAGGAAAACUCCGGAAAAAGGUGUGGAUAAACACGUCAGACAUUAUACUCAUCGGUCUGCGAGAUUAUCAGGACAACAAGGCCGAUGUUAUUUUGAAGUAUAAUGCCGAUGAGGCCCGCAGCCUGAAAGCCUACGGAGAACUUCCAGAGCACGCCAAAAUCAACGAGACGGACACAUUUGGAGGUGGUGAUGAUGAUGAAAUUCAGUUCGAUGACAUUGGUGAUGAUGAUGAGGACAUUGAUGAUAUCUAAUCUGGAGCUGCUGCUGAGGGGAAAGAGGACUUUUCUCAGCUUGCAGAGACAGAAUGCCCAUGAUGUCCCCAGUGGAGUCCCUGGAUGCCCUCUCUCCUUACAUCUAAGGUGGCUCAGAUUUAGGGUUCUGUCACUAACUACAUGACUGCACCAUUAUAUUCAAUACAUUUUGUUAUCUUUUAAUGUAUUUAUAUUAAUUUCACAUCAAGUGGAAUUUAGUUACAAGUACAGAAUCUCUGGAUUCGCAAUAAAAAUGAACAAUUUUAUGUUUGGUCUUGCAGUCUGUAUUCUUGUAAUGUUCAGAAGCUCUGUAGAGUUGAGGGAGAGAAAUGCUCUUUGGAAACAGAAAACAGCUGAUGCCUCUAACAUGCCACUGUCGUUUUUGUAUGUUUUUGAAUGUCUUUAUCUAACCUGUUAUUGAAUAGGCUACUGGAUACAUAGCAAUGCAUUUGAAUAUGCAUUCAGUGUGUUGACAAAGUAAGAGAUACUACAGCCCUUUGUUUUCUUCAGUCACUUAAUUUUUUUUGUUAAUGUUUGUGUUUGUAGUUUAAAUGAUGAAGCUACCAAAUUAAAUAAAAAUUAAAUAAAACUUUUUGCUUCCUUGUACUAGGGAUGCACUGAUUCUUCACUGUUAAUACUUAAGUGUCUGCUGAUACCAAUCACAGCUUUCCAAUACCAGUCACUAAAAAGCUGUGCAUAUGCAGAUAGGCAUGUCUCAAUGCCAUGUCUAAUACUUGUCCACCUAUAGAGUCCAUUUCAAAAGUUGCAUUUGCUGAAAUAUGGAUUUUGAUGAAAUUAGAAAUUCCACUGAUAAUUAUAGCACAAAGCUCUUCAUCAGUAGCAGUUUUCAUUGUCAGCAGUGAUACUGGAGCAGUAAAGAAGUAAAAAGUUUCACUUAUGAAGUCUUCAAGGCAGUGAAUAUUACUAUAGCCCAAAUCUCUGCCUUCACAUUACGGUGUUAGUAGUGUCUGUUACUGAUGCCGAGGGUGUCGGUGUUUGUAUCAGUGCAUGUCUAGUUCAUGCUCACGUGUUCAGACUUCUGCAGGGCUGUUUAAAGUACUGUAAAUGUUGAAUUACUGAAGUUACGAAAGGACCUCGGUGGCUAGAAAAAAAAUGUUUUUUUCUGUUCUUAAAAAUUCAAAACAAUCUUGAAGCUAAAAUAAAAAAGAACAGAAUAUUUUUGUAUUCAAAAAGUCAGUCAAAUCCAGAUCAGUGUAAUGUUUUUCACAAAAUGUCCUUUGCAAGAGCGAAACGAUUGCAGGAUUAAUUGGUGGAUUUGAUGCUUGAGUCAUUGUCAUUUUUUUUCUCCUUUGCUGCUUUUGAUCGAAAGAAAUUUUGAUUUUGAAUAAAAGUCAACAGUAAACAUAAA